Hevea brasiliensis (rubber tree) is the source of this 1721-nucleotide messenger RNA. Its product is annotated as fasciclin-like arabinogalactan protein 21. NCBI's taxonomy places the organism in Eukaryota, Viridiplantae, Streptophyta, Magnoliopsida, Malpighiales, Euphorbiaceae. The transcript has a single exon. The record is from RefSeq and is a predicted model, not a curated record. The coding region runs from base 133 to 1416 and encodes 427 amino acids.
ACCACCUCCUCAGCUAACAGACUUCUGUAAACGCUCCCUCUUGAAGCCCUGAUUCACCUAUAAAUAUCUCCCCAAAAACCUUCUUUUCCUCUUCAUAUUUCAGUAUUUCAAAGCUCUUUCUCUUUCCGUGUCAUGGCGACCUCUCUGCCAUUUGUGGUUCUCUUUGCUAUCUUGAUUCUCUUUCUCUUCAUUUCCCAUGCAAAUGCCACUGGUGGCUUCAACUCCACCUCCACUUUCUCUCGUUCGCCACCACCACCACCGUCACAAACGCUGCACUCAACUUCAAUACCACCGCCCCCUCCGCCGCCUACCAUCUCUAACGACCUCCAUGAAAACUCCUUCUCUCACACAGCUCUUCUCGCUCCAAUCCUUUCCCAUCUCGGCUUUAACGAGCUGUCCAUGGCUGCUCCUUCUCUCUCAUCCGACUCCUCGACCAACCCCUGGUCUGGCCCCUCCACAAUCUUUGCUCCCUCUGACUCUUCUCUCCACACGUGCUUAUCUUGCUCCAUUCCAAAUAUCCUUCGUGAACACAUUAUUCCUGGUCUUUACACCAUCGAUUAUCUCCGCAAGCUCGCCUUUGGCACUAAAAUAGAAACUCUAAGCCCUGGCCGUUGCCUCACAGUGACUUCCACUUCGAUAGAAAACGCAACCGCAUCAGCCACUGUGGAGAAGGUUUUCAUCGGUGGCGUGGAGAUAACGCACCCAGAUCUGUUCAACAACGGUCUGAUUGUAAUUCAUGGAAUUCAAGGCUUUGUCGCUCCUCUCUCUCCAUAUUCUUGCGAUGUGGAGAGAUUAAACUCGCUUUCGAUUCCGUUUUACAUGCCAGAUCGCGCGUCUCGCCAAAUUCACAACCAGCCUCUGGCGCAGCCUGCUAUCUUGCGCUUGAUGCUGCGUGAUGCCAUGCUCAGGCUCCGCAACAAUGGCUUUAGCAUCCUCUCUCUCGCUAUAAGAGUGAAAUACGCUGAGCUGGCGAGCUUAAACAACAUGACUGUUUUUGCUCUCGACGACGUUUCAAUCUUCUCUGGAUCUCACUCUUACAUUAGUAGCGUAAGGUUUCACAUGGUGCCCGAUCAUUUUUUGACGGCUACAGACCUGGAGAAGCUACCAGUGGGGGCCACACUGCCAACGCUUGAAAGAGGGCAGUCUCUGGUGGUUACCACUGCUGGUGGAGGAGGUACAGCAGCCUAUCCGAUGAGGAUUAACUAUGUGAGAAUUAAAGUGCCUGAUGUGAUCCGUAAUCUGAAGAUUGUCGUACACAGUGUUUACUUGCCGUUUCCAAGGAUUCAUCCCGCUGCUGCUGGCUUUGAUGGGAUCCUGGGGGAAGACUUGGACGGUGGAGAUCAUGCAGUAGUAGAUGGAGCCUGUUCAGCUGUUACGGAGGAAGGUGGAAGUUGUGGUGGGGUCCGUAUGACUUAGGUUAAGCCAACGGUGGAAAAUGAAGAUCACCACGGACUGCAGGUGAAGUCUGCAGAGUAAUUUCUUUUGCUGAUAUUGAGGGUGUCCGAUUGAUAGCUCAUAUUAGCUUGCUUCUGCAAUAACGGUGUUCCUUCAGUACUGUUAGUCUGAGUUGAGUCAAAAUUUGUUUUUAGCGGUUUUUGGUUGCCCCAUGCUAGUACAAAAACGAACGUGUUGGGAGGAUACUUAUGUACCGUAUGCCAUGGAAAUGCCUGUUACGAAUUUUUCUUAUGAAUGCUAUUUUAAUUCUCAUUUCAUUUGUCGUC